AUGGAAAAUAGGAUCUGUGAUUUGCCUGACGAUUUGAUUCUUCAGAUCAUGCUCUUCGUCCCCACAAAAGAUGCAGUAGCCACCACAAUCCUGUCUAAGCGAUGGCGUUUCAUAUCCGCUCUGCUUCCUAUACUCGAGUACAAAGACAGCGGCAGCGGGACCAUUGGGUGGUUUAUUGAGAAGUCUUUGCAACUCCAUAAGGCACCAAAACUAGAGAAGCUGGCUGUUGAACUCGGUCCACAUUCUCCUGUUGACGUUGAUGUGGAGAAGUGUCUUGAGAAUGCAGUUAAUCGAGGUGUGCACGACUUAGAUAUCAAUCUCCUCUGGAGCGCAGAGCUCACAAGCUUUCCAAAGAGCCUCUACACAUGCGACACUCUCGUUGAUUUAGUUCUGUCCAACAAGAUUAUAGUGGAUGUUCCUUCCCCGGUUAGCCUACCAUCUCUCUUAUCUCUUUCUCUCAUCAACGUGGUGUACAAAGACGAAGACUCUCUUGCUGGAAUUUUAUCAAGUUCCUCUGUUCUAAACUGGCUGAUGGUGGAACGACGUGUGGAUGACAACUUGACACACUUUACCGUGAAAGUGUCUACCUUAGAAACAUUAUAUUAUACAGGUGCUUGGCCCAUGGAUGAGGCCGUAGAGGAAGGGGAUGAUGAUGAUGAUGAUGAUCUCAUUGGGUCGUUGGUAAUAGAUACCCCUGCAUUAGAUGAUAUAAGCUUAAUUAACAUUUGCGAAGACUGUUGCUUGAUAGAUACUAUGCCGUGUCUUGAUGUGGCAUACAUAAGCCAUGUUAUUUACCCCGAUGACAAGUUUCUGAAAUCUCUUUCUUUUGUCAAACAUCUGCACUUGUGUUUGACCAAUUCGAUGGUUGGUAGCAGUAACGACAUUAAAUUCUCUCGGCUCAUAGAGUUUUACUUUUUAACAAAAACAGUAGAUUGGUUGGAACCACUUAUGUUUUUCCUUCAAAAUUCUCCUAAACUGAAAUUUCUUACGAUCCACACGGAACAUGAGAGUCCCUCACCUCCCUGGAACCAGCCGAGUUCUAUUCCGGGAUGCUUAUCAUUUCAGCUAGAGAUCUUUGUGUGGAACAACUAUGAAGGAAGAGAUGAUGAGAAACAACUACUGUCAUACAUUCUUGCUAACUCAGAGUGUUUAAAGAGAGCGGAGAUAAAUCCCAUAGCAACCUGCAAUCUUGAAGAGAGACAAAAGGAGAUACAAUCUAUGCCUAGGAUUUCAACAUCAUCUCGGCUUCUAUUCCCCACUCAAAUGAAUCGGUGGUUUGACGGAUACUGUUAUCGUCACUAG
This is a messenger RNA of Brassica oleracea var. oleracea, 1302 nucleotides long. RefSeq names its product putative F-box/FBD/LRR-repeat protein At1g22000. The transcript is spliced from 3 exons. The coding region runs from base 1 to 1302 and encodes 433 amino acids. The record is from RefSeq and is a predicted model, not a curated record. NCBI's taxonomy places the organism in Eukaryota, Viridiplantae, Streptophyta, Magnoliopsida, Brassicales, Brassicaceae. Gene Ontology annotation, molecular function: protein binding.